Molecule: messenger RNA, 234 nt
Organism: Mesocestoides corti
Lineage: Eukaryota; Metazoa; Platyhelminthes; Cestoda; Cyclophyllidea; Mesocestoididae
Source: the annotation of a GenBank genome assembly
AUGGAUGUGGUGGGAGCAUACACAGAGUCACAUGAGACCACGGGAAACGAACUCCACGGCGAUAAGAAUAAGUCAUCCGAGAAGGAGACAGCAGAAUUAAAUAAAUGGUUGCGGGGCAAAGAGAACAUCGACUGAGGGAAGAAAGAUCACCCCACCAUCGGUGACGAAGAGGGCGUUAUGCUCGGAGGCAUCGAAUACCAGACUCACGGAGAGGACAUCGUGGGCCAAGAGUAG